CCGCUUGAAGAGCAAAUGAGAAAAACACACAAGCAGUCAACCAAGGGUGUUAGAUUAUUUUGCGGAACUCUAGUAACUGUAUUUGACUACAGCUCUUGCAAACACGUUACCAGCACUACCCAGGAAUGUUCACAUAUUACCGUGCAAAUAGAGGAUAUUAUAGACAAUAGUAAAGACAUCACACAAGAAAAAAUAAACCGAAUAGCCUUAGAAACAAUGGGAAAGAUUGAUACUAAAGCUACUAAUCUUGAAAAAGCUAUCGUCAAUGGUCAGAUGAAAACGAAACGAAUUGACAAACAAACGAUGCCAUGUAGAAGAUGUGAAUUAUCUGGAUUGGACGGAAUUUGUUACCAAAAAAUGAUGAUCUUGGAGCCCCCAUCUAUAUUGGUACUGCAUAUCGACAGAAGAGAAAAUAUUAAUGGCAAAUUUACCAAAAGCAAUCACAUUGUCACAUAUCCAGAAAGAUUAAAUGUCGAACCAUUUUGCAGUAUUUUAUUAAAGGAAACGGAAGCAGAUCAAGAAGUUAGUUACAAUCUGUUUGGAGUAGUUUCACAUUCAGGAAGUCUUAAUAGUGGGCAUUAUGUAGCUUAUAUUAAAACUGUCCAGAAUACCGCAAAUGAUUGGUACAAGCAAAUGCAGAAUCAUUGGACGUUUGAUGCCCAAGAAAGCUAUGAAGAUAAGGUAGAGCGAAAGCUGGAGGAGCUAAAACAAAUACAAAAAUCUGUUCACGUCAUCAGCACUGAAAAUAGGAAUAGCGAUAAACGAUAUACGUAUUCCUUUUCAACACCGGAAAUGGAAAUACGAGACGAAAUAAAAUGGUAUUGCAUCGACGAUAAUAAGGUCGAAUGUUGUAAAACAAAAGAGGCUAUAAAUAACAAAAACGCAUACUUACUUAUGUAUGCGAAGCAAAGACCAGAAUUUUCUUAAACAAGCCUGAAUUGACUCUUAUGUAUAAUCAAUCAUAAUGAAAUUGUUGCUUUUGA
Molecule: messenger RNA, 983 nt
Organism: Mytilus trossulus (common blue mussel)
Lineage: Eukaryota; Metazoa; Mollusca; Bivalvia; Mytilida; Mytilidae
Product: ubiquitin carboxyl-terminal hydrolase 16-like
Exons: 6
Coding region: 16-927 (303 amino acids)
Biological process (GO): protein deubiquitination
Cellular component (GO): cytosol; nucleus
Molecular function (GO): cysteine-type deubiquitinase activity
Source: RefSeq, a predicted model, not a curated record